UCAAGUACCGGGAAGCGCGGGGCGCCCAGGGAGCCGCAACCCCGCGUUCGGCUGGUUGCUCUGGAGCCGGGUCGCGUGGCCUCCUGCCCGCUCGCCUCCUGCCAUGGGGAGCACCGAGAGCAGCGAGGCCCGCAGGGUGUCCUUCGGAAUGGACGAGGAGGAGCGGGUCCGGGUGCUGCAGGGCAUCCGGCUGUCUGAAAAUGUGGUUAACCGCAUGAAGGAUUCCAGCCAGUCUUGCCAAGCGGGGCAGCCUGCUUCCUCUCCUGCUCAUGCACCUUCUACAUUUGGGACCUCUAAAGGCCCAGAGAAAGACUCCACACCGCCCAGGUCUGAGUACUGUGGUGGCCGGCAGUCCUCCGGGGUAGAGGAGGAGUUCCUCAAGAGGUAUAAACAGGAGCAGGCCAAGGUCCAGGAUGAGCUGUUCCAGGUGGUGACGAGGGAAAGAGAGGCAGCCACAAAGCACAGAAGUGUAUCCCUGCAGCGGGGGGAGGGCAGCGCUGACCCAGAGAAGCAGAAGUCAACCCAGCUGGCCAAGGAGCUGGAGAGUCGCGAGUCAGAGCUGAGCCGCCGUGACACCUUCUAUAAGGAGCAGCUGGGGCGCAUUGAGAGGAAGAAUACCGAGAUGUAUAAACUGUCUUCCCAGCAAUUCCAUGAGGCAGCUUCGAAAAUGGAGGGCACGAUAAAAAUCCUGGUCCCUCAAGGCCUAGCUCUCUUGGCAGCCUUGAGCUCCAAAGGACUGUUGCCUCUCCAUACUCCUAUGAGAUUGCCAGAAGCCCUGAGGCUUCUCUACCCUUUAGCUAAUGCUGUUUGCCCAACUCUCAGCCUCCCUUCCUGCAUCGAGAACUGCCAAAAAACUCAGUGUGGACAAGUGGCUCCAGAACGGUGGCUCCUGUUCAGAAGAAAUCUGAUGUGACGUGUGAACACGUGAGGCGCCGAUGAGCUGCCACUCUGGAUGGAGCCAGAAUGGACAUCGAGACUCUGGCAUCAGAAGCCCAGCUCCUGGAAGGCUAGGGGUCCGGGGGAAAGUGGACUUCUUCCCUUCCAGGCUGCCCCAUCACUACCUUCGUGAGGGCCCAGCCCACUGCCCUGGAGUCCUGCAUGUGCUGCUGGCUGGGUUUGGGCUGAUGUGCCAUCUCACGCAUUAGCAGGGAGAUGACAGAAGAUGAACCCUGAAAGCAGGCAGCGUGGCUUUUGCUGGCAGGUGUAGCCAAAGGUUCUAUCUGGAACAAAGUUGAAAUGUUACUGAGCAAAGGAUACCUAGAAAUUCGCCAGUGGUUUUGUGUCACAUAAGCCAUCAAGCACUGGGCAGCGGCACUUCCUGCUGUGCUGCUCAGGCUUGCGGGGGCCGGGGGGGGGCAGCGCACAGCGGUGAAAGGGCCGAGAAGCUGAAAGACAGAGAGGGAGAAGCCUAGCCAGAGGAUGUGCCUAUAUUCGUCUUAGAAGGAGACUCUGAUUGGUACAGGCCUAGAGCCUUGAACUGCAGCUUGAAAAUUUAAGUUAGAUCUAGGGAAGGACUUCCGGACUUGCAAUGAGUGCUCUUAACAUAAUGGAGGGAAGGAAGCUCUACAGCCUUUAUCUUCCUCUGGAGAUGUUUAAGGAAAAGCCAAGUAUUGCUCUAUACCCAGAAUGUGGUAUAUGCCAGCCCUCUUCCCCAUCUGAUCACAAACAACAGAAGGGCCACUUCCUCUGCGUCAGUGUUCUGUUGGCCUCCCCUGGCUGGCAGGCAGCCGGCCAUGGGGUUUCUCCCUGGGAGAGUUUCCUAGUGGUUUGCGCCUGACCCCUGCUUAGGGCAGGGAUACUGUCCCCACUUCUAGUGACUCAGUCUGGAGCUCCUGCUCUGGUUCUGUGGGCCAUCAUCCACAGCAGGGAGUCGGGGAGGGCCUAGUUGUAUUUGCCCAUAACUUCCUGGUUGUGAAAACUUUGACAAUCACUUCUCUUUAAAGAGAGGGUUAGGUGAUGGUGAUCUGGACCCCCCACUGGGGCUGGUGCAAGACACAGCGUGUACAUGAUAGACAAGACGUGCUCUUCGCCUCCGCGAGAACACAGAUGCCACCGGCCUGCAGCCUGCCCACCUCUGCAGACAGCACCCACCCCCUCCACAUGUGUCUCCCAACAUGUCCCCCGGCCCAUCCCAGAUUAGUUAGCUGUGUCUCUGAGGUGCCUCAUAGAACCUAGGGACACUUCCUGGGGUGCAACUUAGAGCAUUGUUUCACACUUUUGUGUUAGAAGCACCAUAUUGUGGUCAGGAACCUUGUUUUACUCAUCUUUGUAUCCGCGGGUCCCGUACUUAUGCCUUCACUCUGUAUUUAGUGAGUGGAACCACUGUAACAUAUGGUAACUGCUACAGCAGUGUAUGGAAAAGCCAGUCUGGGAGCGGAAGAGAUGGAGCAGUUAAUUCUUCUUGAGCACAGUGGGGCUUCAGAGAUGGAUUCAUGUUUGUGCUGGGUCUAGGCAGGCUCCGCUGUCCAUGGUCAGUGUACGCAGUCUGAGAGUGGCUCCUUUCUCUGUGGGCUGUUAGAAGAAGGUAGGGCACUGGUGUUGGGGGAGAAGCAGAUACUGAGGGGGUACGGAUGAAGCUCAGAUGUGGCUGGAAGGGCGGGCUGGUCCAUUUGUAAAGGGCCUUCCGUGCAUACGAAAGAAUUUGGAAUUCACCCUACAGGCAGUGGCAAGCCAUAAAAAAGCUUUUAAGCAGGGAAUUGAUAUGAUCGAAUUUGUGUUUUAGAAAGAUAACUGGCAGCUUCUGGGAGAUGAAACGGUAAGGGUGUUGAGGUGGGAGGGAGGAAGCCUGUUUAGGAAGCUGCCACAGUACUACUAGCCGGGAUGACUCACACAUUCAGCAGACACGUGCUGAGGGGCCCCGUGCGGCACGGCCCAGGCAGGGCACAGCCGUGGGCCCUGCAGAGAGGGUUCCCUCGCUCAGGGCAGCCGGAUGGACAAACGUUCAGCAGUGAAAUAAGAUGAUUCUAAGUGCCGUGAGGAGAAUAAAAGGAGAUAAUGGGAUAGAGAGGACUGGAACUUCUGGCCAGAGGGUCAGGGAUGGACUAUCCGACACUGGAGCAGCACCAAGCAACAAGAAGGGGCUGUGCAGAUACCCAGGCAUGGGCGUGGUCGAUCCCUGGGAGACUCUGCGUGUCGGUGGGAAUGGAUGAGGAGCGGGAAGGCAGGGAGGCUCCUGACCAACGGCUGGACAGGAGCAUGAGCAUAAGCGCUUGGAGGGUUUGUGUACCAUCCCCAGGGCUGUAGACAGAUGAGGGGUUCCUUAGCCGCCCCAAUACCAGAGAAAGGAGGGGCAGGGGAACCUGUCUGACGACCAUGCGGGGGGCAGUGGGCUCAGCGAUGGUCCUGUUGUGUUCAAAGCUCCUAGAGCCCGUUCCCCGGGUGGACCCCACUUGGCGGGCUCUGAAUGGCAGCCAUGACUCUAGGGCAAGGGCAGCCUCCAGGGGCAGCCAGCCUCUGCCCUGUACUUUCUUACUGCUCAGAGACCCAUGACUCAGGAAGGUGGACUUAGAGAUGACAGUUUGUUAAUCCCCUCCCCUCUACAAAGACAAAAAUGGCAUUUCAUUCCCAGCUCUAUUAGCAGACUCGCCUGGGGACUAAAGCGCGUGUCCCCAGAGGCCCGGCUGGGGCUCUUUUCCUUUGUGCCACUUUUGUUUUCUUUUGAGUGUUACAUUUAGAUUAGCUUCUGGGGAUUAAAUGUUAUUACAGUAGAGGAAUCGUUGUGUUUUGGGUUUUUCUUCUUCUUUUUUUAAUCGGUAAAGAGGUUAGGGCUUAGCAUUCUUGUCAUUAGAUUUAUUUUUCCUGGUCCUGUUGCCUCCCCUGUUCUGGUUCUUAAGAGAAAGCUUUUGCUUGGGUUUCAUCAUGGUCAUUUCUGCCUGGGAAGGAGCAGCCUCGUCGCAAGCGGGGCCUUUCUGUCUAGCUUGAGGAUGGGCCUUAGCACAACAGCAGCACCACCUCGCCCUGCCCUGGACCCACUCUGGGCAUGCAGCACUUGGGUGUGCAUGCUCAUUCCUCCCAAGAAAGGAGCCCUGGCAGAGGGUCAGGAAAUUGUCAAGUGGUGAAAUGUGGCAGAACUAAAGAAUUCCCCUAAGAUCUAAUCACUGUCAACCACACUGCCCCUCUUUCUGCAAGCAACAAGGGCUCUGGGCUCUGCUGACUGCACCAGAGGCUGCCAGCAGGACCCGCCGUGGCAGAGGCUGGCAGAGGCUGGGUACCGUCUCCUGGUAUCUGAUUCUUCCAGGACAAGGGUGGAUGUUCCAGAAAGAUUUAUUUCCCUGCAGCACUCUAAAAGCAUACUCAUUUUAACAGACCUUAGAGUUCAGUGGAGGCCGGUAUCUCAGGUGGUUGGAUUUCAAGAUCCUGACAGUCUCCAGGCCUUAGGAAGGAAGCACAUGGCAGGGAUGAUGCAGGCUGUGAAUGGCUGAGGUCUCCACCCACUGCCAUCAGAGUUGUCUGUCUCUGUGCGGACCAACAAGAGGGGCUGCCCUGAAGGGUUCACCUUCAGAGAAAUGGCGUACAUGGUAUGGCUGGCCUUGGUUCAUGCUUAUCCCAAGGCUAUAGAUCCAGGCUGGAGUGCACCCUGAGACACCCAGUUCGACCUGUGGCCAUUGGUUGCUGGUUUUAUUGUACAAGAAAGGGCUUUUGUUUCUGGAAUAGUCAGAUCCAAGGGGGUUGAGACCCAUGAUUCCGAGCCUUCUCUGUAACAUCCAGUCUCUCUCUGAGUUGAGGGUAUCCUCACUGGGCUAUGAUUCCUAAGAACUCUCUAAAGUGUUCCAAAACCAUCACUCCCACUGCCCCUGCCCCUACCCCCUACCUCACCCCGCCCUACAAAUGAGAUGAGGUUCUGUGUCACUCUGCCUGUUGGCAUUCCUGAAACUGCACGGCCCUCAGGGUCAUCUAAUCUGAUCCCAGAUAUAGAUGAAUCCUUCCUGGGGUGCUUGCCCCCAGGAGUUCUACUGCCUCCGUGAAAAUGAGCUUAGUUGCCAGCGCCCGUCUUUAUUAAGCUUCCCGUUUCAUCUUUCAUGGCCCUAUUAGAGAAGUGCUCUCUCACGGAGCUCAGGGCUAUGUCUUGGGAACUUCCUAGCUCUGUCCUUGGGACUUUGUAGAGCUCAGUGAAGGUGCCUUUGCAUGCCAGCCCUACAGAUAUUCAAAGGGAACUUUUACAUCCCUUUGUAAAACAUUACAGCUUUAUCCUUCCAGCACUAAUGCCCAGUUCCUGAAACCACCCAAUGAGACACAUGCCUGGCUUCCAGUCUCCAUUUCCAGCCCCUGUGCUCCCUAUUAGCAGCAGGCUCUGGGAGCCAGAGCAGGCUGACCAGCCCGAGUGCAGUGCAGCCAUCACUUCCCUUGUCUAGACACUGGGCUCUGUCUGUAGCACACUCUCACUGGGCUGCAGCACCAUAUUAGCUUGAUGGUCCACUGCCCUGUUAACUGGACCUCACUGACCAUUCAUACAAAGCUUCAGACAAACUUAUCUCAUGCAUGGUCACUAAUUGCUCUAGACUCGGGUUCUGGACCUCAUAUUUAUCCCCAGUAAACGUCAUUUGGGGUAGACUGGACUAAAAGUCCAGCCUAUAGAUUGAUGAUUUGGGUAUGUGGAUUCUGUCAUCUGACAUAUUCAACUUCACGUCUAACUCUGUCUUCCAUAAACUUGCCAGCUCUUCUCUUCAGCUAAGUCAUUGAUGAAAAUGAUAAGUUGCACAAGGCUCAAGAUAGAAUGCCAGUAGAGACCACCUCCAAAGCUGACCUUGCCCAUGUGGGUCCAGGGAUUCAACCAGUUCCUAACAUACUUCCUUGGGCAUCCAGCCUGCAUUAUUCCUCUUUUCCCACUGGAUGGAUGCAGGUAGAGGCUGGGCCUGGUGGGCCACUGUGUGGCCCUGGUCUCCCAGCCAGGAUCCCUGUUACAGGGAAGAGAAGAGAGUAUGGAAUGAUGUGUUUCUGAUUGCCUUGUCUGUUCCUACUAAUCACCUCUCCAUUUUCUAAGUGCUCUGAAACCAGCCUCUUUACUGGGCCACUCUAGAAUCUUAUCUGGGUUCACCUAUGUUUUUUGGAAUGCAUUCUUUUGAAAACCAUGAAAUGGAAGACUAUUCCUUUCCAGUAUCACAGUGUUCCUCAUUCUCCAGGGUUCUGUAAAGGUCACCAAUGGUAACCUGGUGGUCCAGGCCUCAAGUUCUCUUGGUGUUCUCAGGUGCAGGCUUUGAGAGGAGCUUGGUCCUCACCAGUCACCUUCCCGCCCACGAAGACCCUCUGUACUUUUUAGCUAGGAUCUGUCCUGUCUUCUGGGAGGUGGCUGGGAAUAAGAAAAAGACACGGGCUUUGAAGCAGAGAAACCGGAAUUAAAUCCUGGUCAUGCCCCUCAUUCGUUGGUUGAAGCUUGGCCAAGAGUCCCCUCUCUGGGGCGCA
Messenger RNA from Ailuropoda melanoleuca (giant panda), 6399 nucleotides. It is a transcript of the gene CHCHD6, whose product is annotated as coiled-coil-helix-coiled-coil-helix domain containing 6. The transcript is spliced from 8 exons. NCBI's taxonomy places the organism in Eukaryota, Metazoa, Chordata, Mammalia, Carnivora, Ursidae. Gene Ontology annotation, biological process: cristae formation; DNA damage response. The record is from RefSeq and is a predicted model, not a curated record. Gene Ontology annotation, cellular component: mitochondrion; MICOS complex. The coding region runs from base 104 to 913 and encodes 269 amino acids.